UCUAGAAGGUGCACCUUUCUACGGGGAGCAUACAGGUCCAAGCUAUGGCAGUAGCUAUACACCCUGAGAAACAGCAGUCCGCGAUGUGAAUGAACAUUUAGAGUGCGGGUGUACCCUUGAGAUCGCUCCGGUGGGACAAAUUACCUAAUUGGGAAGGCUUUCCGCCGGAGACCUCUGCGGGGUCCAGGUAUAAGAACGAGGCGUCCCCGGACAUAACAUACUCCACAACUGAUAAACACAAUCUCAUCAAAAGUAUUCCGUCAUGGCACACAAAAUCACGAUGACCCUGCCCCAAUUGGCGAAGAUGAUCGACCACUCUCUCCUCCACCCCACCAUGACCGACGCCGACAUCAUAGCCGGCCUCAAGAUUGCCCGCGACAAUCACGUCGCAACCGCCUGUGUCAAACCCUACGCCAUCCCCUUAGCCAAGAAAGAGCUUGCCGGAUCAGACGUUCUGGUCUGUCCGGUCAUCGGAUUCCCCCACGGCAACAGUACCACCGAGAUCAAGGUCCUCGAAGCCACCGCUGCAGCCAAGGCUGGCGGAGCCGAGAUCGACAUGGUAGUCAAUGUCGGCAAGGUCCUCGGGGAGGAAUGGGACUAUGUGGCGGAGGAAAUUCGCCAGAUCAAUGAGGCUGUGGUUUCCAACGGGGCUGUUUUGAAGGUCAUCUUCGAGAAUGAUUACUUACGACCUGAGCAUAUUGCUCGUCUCUGUGAGAUUUGUACUCAGAUUGGAGUUGCCUUUGUGAAGACAUCGACCGGAUAUGGGUUUGUCAAGCAGCCUGAUGGCGCGUAUAAUUACAGGGGUGCCACCGUGCAAACUCUCAAGUUGAUGCGGGAGAAAUCGGGCGAAAAGGUGCAGAUUAAAGCUGCGGGAGGAGUUCGUACAUUGGAUGAUCUGCUGCAUGUUAUGAGUUUGGGUGUUACUCGCAUUGGAGCCACGGCUACUGUCGCAAUUUUGGAGGAUGCCAGGAAGCGUGGGGUUGGGAAUGAGCCUGUCGAGGUGGAGUUCAAGCCGAUGGCGGAGGCAUCUGGGGGAUACUGAUUGCAUUAGCAUGUUUAUACCCAUCUUACAUAUUUGACCAAUGUAAAUCCCCCGUCUCUCCUUCUCUUA
This is a messenger RNA of Aspergillus piperis CBS 112811, 1111 nucleotides long. RefSeq names its product 2-deoxyribose-5-phosphate aldolase. Bases 281 to 1042 code for a protein of 253 amino acids. Gene Ontology annotation, cellular component: cytoplasm. The record is from RefSeq and is a predicted model, not a curated record. Gene Ontology annotation, molecular function: deoxyribose-phosphate aldolase activity. NCBI's taxonomy places the organism in Eukaryota, Fungi, Ascomycota, Eurotiomycetes, Eurotiales, Aspergillaceae. Gene Ontology annotation, biological process: deoxyribonucleotide catabolic process; carbohydrate catabolic process. The transcript has a single exon.